UUUUUGGUGCAGUUUCCGUGAAAUGUUAUUGAGCAAACAUUCUGGUUUGCCGGCCGACUGCCAGGGACAAAGACGCCGAUUCACGUCUUGUUUUUUUCCUGACUAUAUUUCCUAAAUGUUUGUGUGACAACCCGCCCAAACUCCCCUGACUCCCGGCAUUUUUUAUGGCACAUGUACAAGGUCCAAAGCUCAGCGUGAGCAUGCGUUUGGGUGGUGGGUCCCUCUGGUGUAUAAAACCAACCAGCUGUGUCACUGAUAGCAGCACUCUUGUUUUCUUGUCACAUAGCACCAGGCGGAGAUUUCUCUCUCUCUCUCUCUCAAAGAUGGACGCCCUCAUGGACGCCAUGCAGGGUUUCGGGGUGAGCACCACCCGCUACCUGCAGACCAACUACCCGGACGCCCGGGGCCUGUUCCUCUGGGUGUCCUGGGCGACGGACCUCAGGAACACCUUCUUCAUCUUCUUCCCGCUUUGGUUCCACCUGCGCUCCUCAGUGGGCAUCAAGCUCAUCUGGGUGGCCGUGAUCGGAGACUGGCUCAACCUGGUGUUCAAAUGGAUUCUGUUCGGGGAGAGGCCGUACUGGUGGGUCCACGAGACGGACCACUAUGCCGAUGCAGACCGGCCUCACAUCGAGCAGUACCCAAUGACCUGUGAGACCGGCCCAGGCAGCCCCUCCGGCCACGCUAUGGGAGCCGCCGGUGUCUACUACACUCUGGUGACCUCCAUCCUCGCCAUCGUGACCAGCAAGAAGAAAUAUGGAGGCAAGAAAUCCCCCGACAGGGACUGGUAUCUGAAGGCGGUUUUGUGGACCCUGUUUUGGGGAGUCCAGGUGUGCGUCUGUCUCUCCAGGGUCUUCAUCGCCGCCCACUUCCCCCACCAGGUUGUUGCUGGCGUCAUCUCAGGGAUGAUCGUGGGCGAAGCCUUCAACAGAACUCAGUGGAUCUACAGCGCCAGCAUGAGGAAGUACUUCUACACGACGCUCCUCUUGACCUCCUUCGCCGUGGGCUUCUACCUCGUCCUCAAGGCGCUGGGCGUGGACCUGCUGUGGACUCUGGACAAAGCCCAGAGGUGGUGCGUGAGGGCCGAGUGGGUCCACCUGGACUCCACGCCCUUCGCCAGCCUCUUGCGCAACAUGGGCACCCUAUUCGGCCUGGGCCUGGGCCUGCACUCGCCCCUCUACACCGAGACCAAGAGGAGCGGCGGCGCGGCGGUCAGAGUCGGCUGCGUGGUCUGCUCCCUGGUGCUGAUGCACCUUUUCGACUCCUUCAAGCCGCCCACGCACACCGCCGCCCUCUUCUACCUGCUGUCCUUCUGCAAGAGCGCCACCGUGCCGCUGGUCGUCGUCAGCAUCGUGCCGUACUGCGUAAACGGCGCUCUGAGGCUGCAGAGAAAGAAGGGAGCGUGAGCUUGGACUAUUUACGGACGACUGGCGGGAGAAGGUCUGGAAGAGAUACCGACACCGCGUGUCCUCUGGUUGCGUUCAUACGUCCAGCUGAGAGGAAACAAAGAAAAAGGCUUUUGAGAUGGGGAACUGUCACUGGUGUGACUGGGACACUGACCUGUGUGAGCACGGCCCAGGAUGCCCGGCGGCACUUCCAGAGACCAAUUAUUAAAUUAAUAAUAUGUAAUAUAUAUACAGAGUCCUGAAAAAGGGCCAACGAUGAACACAUGCAGCUCCUCUGUUAAACCUCAGACAAUAACAAGUCACUCAUAGCUCUCAGGUGGUAUUAGUAAUGUAUUUUAAAAUGUUAUAGAAAGUAUUUUUGAAAAUGUUUUGAAUAUUUUUAAUAAAAAAGAAAUCUUGAGAAAAUGUA
Messenger RNA from Pseudoliparis swirei, 1812 nucleotides. It is a transcript of the gene g6pc1a.2, whose product is annotated as glucose-6-phosphatase catalytic subunit 1a, tandem duplicate 2. Gene Ontology annotation, molecular function: glucose-6-phosphatase activity. Bases 165 to 1403 code for a protein of 412 amino acids. Gene Ontology annotation, cellular component: membrane. Lineage: Eukaryota; Metazoa; Chordata; Actinopteri; Perciformes; Liparidae. The record is from RefSeq and is a predicted model, not a curated record. Gene Ontology annotation, biological process: glucose 6-phosphate metabolic process; gluconeogenesis. The transcript has 5 exons.